Molecule: messenger RNA, 1306 nt
Organism: Papaver somniferum (opium poppy)
Lineage: Eukaryota; Viridiplantae; Streptophyta; Magnoliopsida; Ranunculales; Papaveraceae
Exons: 5
Coding region: 165-1022 (285 amino acids)
Source: RefSeq, a predicted model, not a curated record
UAUUUACUUUAAGACCAACUGCUGCACCAAUUGCCACCAUUUCGUUCAGUCUCUUCUUCUUCUUCUUCUCUCUCUCUCUCUCUUAAAAAUUCAUUCUUUCUCCCAUCCAUAAGAAUCUAAUAUCACCAUCAGUUUCUGAAAAUAGAAAGAAAAAAAGAGAUCUAAUGAGAAAAGACGAGUGGAUUCAAUCCGCCAUGACGGAUGAUACCAUGGUGGCUGAGUUGAUAAUGAGGAUUUCUUCGGAUUCAUACGCCUCAUCUCUGCAACUGAAUCCUGAUACUACCAACAAUUUUAAAAACACUACUGAUUCAGAGAUUAUUCCUUUAAUUAAAUGGGGAUUGAGAAAACCUCGUUCUAGAUUAUUACUAAUGAGAUACAAUAACAGACAAAUUAUUAAGAAGGAAAACGAUUUAACUAGAGCAAGUCCAACGACUCCUUUCUCAUGGAGUCCUGGAUCUUCAAUAAGUGGUGCUAGUGGUAGUGGUAAUAGUGGUGUUGGUUCUGCUGUUGAUUGUUACGAAGAAUCAAGUCGACCUUCCAUUUGGUCAAGCAACCACAACUCCAGAUCUAAGGUUACAGCAACAAUUGGACCUAAUGCUAACCGGUCUAGAAAGAAGCAGAAAGUAGCAGAUCUUAAAGAAGAAGAGAGUUUCUUACUGAAGGAGAAAAUAAAUCUGAAAAAGGAAUUAGUGACAUUAAAGAACACUUAUGAGGGAAGUAAAGCCGUAAAUGAUAGCUUGAAGAGAAUUAAGUUGGAUUUGAAAACUCGGUCAACCAGGGAAACAGGUGCAUCUUGCGAUGCAUCUAUCAGAGCAAACUACUCUGACCAAUUUAGGAACGCAAGGGAAAUCAUUGAUGAAACUCCUAUCUUUCGAACAAGAGGCAAAUUUAAUGGGUUGGAAUAUUGUGAAGUAGAAACAAAAUUAUCUUCAGCGGUCCGGGGGAGUUUCUUUGUGUUACCUGAUCUGAAUAUGCCUUUAGAGGAUGAUUCUUGUGCAGAUGUCGUAUACGGGUUGAGUUGAGAAGAUAUACAUCAUAUACAUAUAGGUAUGAAUUUUCUCUUUUUUCACGGAAGCCAUUGAGAUUCAGAUCCGUGAGGGCUGCCGCGCGUAUUGGAUGGAAUUUUCAAUUGUAAAUAGGUAGAGUAGAAAUUUUGUUGCAGAUAGAAACUUAGCACCAACUGGGGAUAAGAGUUGUUUGUUCGUAAUCAAAGAGGUCAUAAGAGUGCUGUAAUGAUGUUUAAUCUAAACAUUAGUUAGAUAUUUACGUGGCAUAUCAUCUAAAAUUCCAGGGUUUGUCAAUUUUA